This is a messenger RNA of Didymodactylos carnosus, 1127 nucleotides long. The record is from the annotation of a GenBank genome assembly. Lineage: Eukaryota; Metazoa; Rotifera; Eurotatoria; Philodinida; Philodinidae.
UAUGUCAAUGAAAUUAAAAUAUUUAAAACUUAUUUAUUUUAGACGUUCAGCAAUCAAUUUUUUACUUGUUCAGUUUUAGAGAUAUAUCUUCUUCCCGCCUCAUUAAACAUUACAAUCGUAUAUCGUAAAAAAACGUUCACUUUGAAAAACUUGUUCAUUUAUCAACAAAAUAUUUUCCAUCGACAAGGGUAUGGUGUUCAACGGUCGAAAAUUUACUAUUUAUGUGGUUAGCUAUGGCAUUUAUAAAGUCAUUAGUUAAACAAUUACCAGAAUAUUUUGAAACGAACAAUGAAUCAGAGCAAAAUACAACAAUUAAUGAAAAUUGGUCGUGUAAUAAUGUUUUAGAGUCAGUAACAUUGGCGUUCAAUAUAUUAAGUGACGAUGAUAAUGAAUAUAGUAAUACCCUUGAUAACGAAAAUGGCGUUAUCAACCACAAUAAAGGACCGUUGGAAAAUUAUGAAAAGAAAUCAUUGGUCUCAUUAGAAGAAGCUGUUAAACCUAUACAGCAUUUGAUAUCCAAUCUAACAAGUUAUGUCUGGACUGCAAAAGAAAAUUGCAAAAAGCUGGACGGCUAUUUAACUCUAGAUGAAGCAGCUGCAGUCUAUUUAUAUACUAUGCAGUGCCUAUAUCAUCAAUUAAAUGCAGCAUUACGUUCAGAAAAGCGGGAGCAGAUAACACCAUACUACUCUUAUUUGAAAUUGAUACUAACAGCACUUUGGAAACUACCCUCCGAGAAAUGUCUUGUAUAUCGUGGUGUUAAAAGUGAUAUAAGCGCCCAGUUCGACAAAGGACAGAAGUUCACAUGGUGGGGCUUAACAUCUUGCACAGGUGCCUUAGGUGUACUGCAGUCAGAUCUGUUUCUAGGCAAAUCGGGCAACAGAACAAUGUUUAUAAUUGAAUGUAUGGACGGAAAAAUAAUUCAGAAGUAUUCACAUUUUUCUGAUGAAAGUGAAGUCUUACUAUUACCCUGCAGUUAUUUUGAAGUAUUGGACAAUAUAGAUCAAGGAAAUGGAUUGUACGCGAUACAUGUUAAACAAAUACAACCACCUGUGCUUCUCAUUCAACCCCCUUUCUCCGAAGGGAAACGAGAUUCCAUCUAUCUGUCUACACCAUAUACUCUAAAAUAG